Nilaparvata lugens (brown planthopper) is the source of this 3026-nucleotide messenger RNA. RefSeq lists its product as uncharacterized. NCBI's taxonomy places the organism in Eukaryota, Metazoa, Arthropoda, Insecta, Hemiptera, Delphacidae. The record is from RefSeq and is a predicted model, not a curated record. Bases 799 to 1275 code for a protein of 158 amino acids. The transcript has 2 exons.
UAGCAGUUAAGUGUGAAGAACAAUAAAGAGUGGGCUAAUCAGUUUUAGGGUACAUUAGAAGAACAUUAUUUAGAAGUAUUCAGUUGAAAAAACUGACAGUGAAGGCAGUUAAGUGUGAAGAACAACAAAGACAAUAAAGAGUGAGCUAAUCAGUUUUAGGAGCACAUUAGAAGUAUUCAAAAGACUGAUAACAUUAGUUUGUAUGAGAAGAAAACUGACAACAAACAGAAAACUACUGUUGGAUUAGAAGAAUGUAUUUCAAGUGAGUUUGCUAGUUGAGUAAAUGGAAAAUAAACUUACAUUGGUUCCGCUGUUGUUUGGCGCUGCCAUAGGCGAGGAUUGAUCUGAUGACAUCGUUGUAGUGUUGUUGGAGUUUCAAACUGAUACUAACAGAAGGACGCAGUUUUUCGUCAUUAUAUAUUAUCAACUUGAUGAAUAUAGAUGGUAAGAAGUUGAAAGAAAGUAUAUCUGUUUUGUGCAUAUGUUGUAUGCGAAAUUUAGUACAGAUGUGCGGAACACUGAUAAGGAAACGUUUGCAAAUUUCUUAAGGAACGGCCAAAAUGUGUGCACCUUGCAUGACUCUGUAACGGACCUAACAUCUGCUAGCCGAGUGAAAGAUAUUAAUUUAUUCAUUGUGCAGUGCACAUGCAUACUUAUAUAAUUAUUGCAACCCCCACAUGUUCUGCGUGAUAACAAACUGACAGUUGAUGGUACCGAGCGGCGCAAAAUUAUAAAAGCAUCGAGCGACAUGAUAUUGCUUGCAUUCGAUUAUAGUGUGACGUUUCAUGCACAGUGCAAAUGGACAAGCAACAAUCCGAUAAAGCAGCGGCUGCGACAACAAGCGAAGAAGCAGCAGUCACACCAACAAACAACACCCUGGUUGAGUCGAUAGCGCACGACAAGGAGGUGGAGGUGGAAAUGGCAAGUGAGGAAUGGUGCGUGGUUGACAGCAGCGAAUCGCCGCCGCCAAAACGUGUGCACUUUUCCACAGCGUGCGAUACGCCAAAACGUGGCGGACGGGGCCGCGGCAUUUAUUUUGCCGAUCAACGACGCGUCAUCGCUCAGGGCAGAGGCCGGCAAAUUGAUGUGGCCGGUGUGAGCGCGGACUCAUCAUUGUCCAGUCGCAAUAGUGGUCAGCAAGCGGAAGCAUCAUCAUCGUCACUGAUUCUGCUAGAUGUGACGAACUCAUCGCAGCCGAGGAUCGUGAACGCUACUAAAAUCGACAACGAAGUUGAAAACAUUGACCCGCAGCAAACAAGCUCUUCACAGCGGUAAGACGGCAAAAACCUAUUAUUACUAAUACUAUUACUACUACUAGCAAAAUCAAAAAACUAUGGAUUAUACUAUUGAACGAAGUACUAGCAUAAAUUCGUGUGCAGUUCGCUACAGAUUUGUUUUUAGAAAAUUAUUCAUCGAUGUUGUUCAAACAUUAUUGCAAAUUUUAAAGCCAAAAGUAAUUGAAUUAAUUGUUGAAGAAAGUGAUAAUUUUGACAAAAAUAUUAAAUGGUAUUUUGUUACAACUGUUCAAUUGAAAAAAGUAAAUGUUGAUAGCGGCAGCAGCGAUCAAUCGCAACAAGAAGAAAUCGUUGAAACUAUGACAAACGCAUCGUUUUACAGUUAUACGUCAUUGUUAAUUAAUGUUGAUGAACAAUUAGAUAUUUUGCAAGACCAAUUUAUUAGUGGUGUAGAGAAAAUUGAAUCAACGCUUGAUAAAUUUAUUAGGUACGGCAGUGGUUGGACUGUAGUUAGCAUCAUUUCAUUUGAUUUGAAUAUUACUCGUUACAAUCCUUUAGCUGGCGGAAAUAGUACAUACAUUGAAACACCUGCUUUUAUAAAAGCAAAAAGAGCCGUUAUAAAUGUAAAAAACACAAAUGAUAGUAAAUGUUUUGUAUGGAGUGUACUUAGCUAUUUUCAUUACAGACGUAGAAAUAUGAAUGUUGACUAUCUGAUGCAAUUUGAAAAUAAUCUAAAUUUGACCGGUAUUAAGUUUCCUACUACAGUGCAUGACAUUAAAAAAUUUGAAGUGCAAAAUUUAAACAUUUCUAUAACAGUGAUUGCUUAUGAUGCUGCUAAAAAAAAGUUUUUCCCGUACCGUUGUUCAAUUUAUAGACAACGCGAACAUAAAAUCAAUCUUCUACUAUUGUCAAAUGAUACAACGCCGAAAAAAUGGCAUUAUGUUCUGAUAAACACGCGUCAAGGGUAUAACGGAUUGUCACGGCUACUGAGUCAUCACUUGUCUUUGCAUAAUGGUCAAGUGUUCAUUUGUCCAUAUUGUUUUAACAAAUUUACAACUAACCGGCAUGCAAAUUGCGAUGGAAAAACCAAUCUAGAAAAACAUAUGGAUUUGUGUUCAACAUUUGCAAUACAAAGAACAGUACUACCUAAACAGGGUGAAAUGUUAAAGUUUAAAAAUUUUUCGUACACACUAAAAAAUAAGUACAUUGCAUUUGCCGAUUUUGAAAGUUUUAUUGUACCAACAAAUAACGGUGAGGAGGAGCUCGAUGACGAUGAUGAAAAUGUUGAUGAUUUGCUCGGAACUGAUAUAGGAAAUAGCUUUACAAGGAAAACACAAAAACAUGUUGCUUGCGGCUAUGCGUUUAUUAUUUUAGACGAAUCAGGUGAAAUAUUCUACGGCCCACGCGUUUAUAGAGCUACAAGUGUUGGCGAGAAAAUUAUUGAACAAUUUCUUGAUGAGAUCAUUGCCAUAGGUCGAAACUGUUCCAUUGAUAUGCAACAAGAAGUGCCCAUGAUUGAAUUAAAUGAAGAACAAUUAUUAGCUUUUAACAAUAGUACAGUAUGUUUCUUGUGCAACGAUGAAUUUAAAGCCAACGAAAUUCGUAUUAGGCACCAUUCUCAUACAACAGGCCAUUAUCUCGGUGCAACGCACAAGUCAUGUAAUUUAAAUGCAAAAGCACCAAAACUAUUAAACUGUUUUUUUCAUAAUUUUCGCGGAUAUGAUAGUCAUUUCAUUGUUAAGGCAUUAGCAGGACGAAAGGAGAAAAUUGAUUGUAUUGCAAACUCAUUGG